GGGAUGAAGGAGUUAACUCCGUUAGGUGAGCAGCUCCCCAGCGCGCGCCUGCGCAGUCCAGGCUGCGCGCCCAAUGGCAGGCAGGUGUGCCGGGCGGCCACGUGGAGUCCCGCUGCCCGCAGAAGAGACGCUGGCCGGGCGUGGCUGCUGUUGCUUUUUCUCUCUGUUCUGCGAAGCACCAACUGAAGUGAGGCUUAAGCUGCAUUUGGAAUCUACAGCCAGCUGUUCCAAGGAGAUGUCUACACCCACCCAGGACUUCUGGAACUAUAUUCCAGAAGAACUUCUGGUCCACAUAUUUUCCUACUUGCCUUUUGAAGACCGACACACAGCCUUCUCCGUAUGCAAACGCUGGGCUGCGGCACUUUGUAUCGGUUCUGUCUGGAGUUCUACUGAGAUCAGUUGCAACCCAAGAGAGAUGAGUCAGCCGUGCUUGCUGCAGAGCCUACACCUGUUCCUGCGCCAUAUUAAACACCUGAAGAUUCUGCUUGAUCAGACGCGGCAGCUAUACCGGAGGAAUGUCACUCGGAUUUUAGACAUGCUGACUUGGCAGAACCAAAACGUGCAGGCACUUUCUAUUGUGUGCAGUGAAAAUAAACCGUUUUUCUAUUCUUGCCCAGACAUCAUGCAGAGUUUCAGAAAAAUCUGUGGAAACACAGGCAAGAUUGAUCUUCAGUAUAUUGACUUCAGAAAAACACCUUUUACUUUAGACAAUGGGUUGGUCCGGCGGAUUGCAACCAGUAACCCGAAUCUGCACACUUUGUUAAUCAACAACCACCCCCCUAGGUUAAUUAUCCUCAGGCCAAAGACCAUUGCAGAGGUUCUGAGGGUUUGUCCUAAAUUAUCUGCGUUGGGGGUCCACCAUGCCACUCUUUCUGAGGGUGUGUUCCGAGAGUUGUUGAAGCCAAGCAGAGGCCCCUUCAGGUUCUUGGACAUCUUCUGUGAGGGCGUAGAGCGCUACAUCCCUGAAGGAGUUUGGUCUGCUUUGACUGAGAAACACCCACAGCUCCGUGUAGGGUUGGAGUUUGGUCCCCUGGUCCCUACGUGGAAAAUGUCUCGGAUUUUAUUGCCAAAUAUUCCCGUGGCCACUCUGCGAUUUAACUGCCGUACGUACAUGGUACAACUCAUUCGGUUUGUUACUGCCAACUACAGCAGGACUUUGGAGAGGCUGAUCUUUUACUCUGCUGCAUCCGGUGAGCUCAAUGACUCUCUCAUAGAGUUGGCAAAGAGAUGUGUGCAUCUGAAAGAGAUUCACUGCUCCUGUGCAGUUAGCCAAGCAGUGAUAGAUGCUUUUCUCUUGUAUUGUCCUGGUCUGAUCAGAUACACUCUAUCCAAGUUCUCUCCCUUCUAAUCUUUGCUUGCUGCAAGUGCAAUAGAUCUGACCUCUGCUCUUCCAGAGCAUCGAUAUAGGUGUAUCCUAAAAGUGACUGUGGUAGCGAGAGAGUUGAGAAACGUUAGGUUCUAAAUGCACACAGAGCCAAAGACUCUAACUUUACGGGACAGCACUCAGGUCAUUUAGCUGUGGAGACUGGUGGUUAAAAUGUUUUAUGAAGUUUGCAUUUUAAUAUAUGUUUUGGUAAUUAUAACUUACAAUAAAGGUUUGCAUAUACA
Messenger RNA from Hemicordylus capensis (graceful crag lizard), 1608 nucleotides. Its product is annotated as F-box/LRR-repeat protein 8-like. The transcript is spliced from 3 exons. Gene Ontology annotation, molecular function: protein binding. The record is from RefSeq and is a predicted model, not a curated record. The coding region runs from base 74 to 1348 and encodes 424 amino acids. Lineage: Eukaryota; Metazoa; Chordata; Lepidosauria; Squamata; Cordylidae.